UCCGUCCACAUUCAAAUCUCCCCACCGCUCCUCAUCCGAAUUUCCACAAUUAAUUCCAUUCCAAUCCUCGUAAUCUCCCCCAAAUUCGCGAUUCUCUCAUCUAAUCCUCCUCCUCCUCCCCCGAAAUCAGCACACCGAGGCUUCCUCGCCGGCGGCGAUGGCGGGGGCGGCGGUGGAGCAGGCGCACGAGCUCUACCGGGGAGGGCGACACCGGGACGCGCUCGAGCUGUACACGGCGGCGCUGGCGGCGGCGCGGGGACCCGCGCAGCGCAUCGCGCUGCACAGCAACCGCGCCGCGUGCUACCUCAAGCUCCACGACUUCCACAAGGCUGCAGAAGAGUGCACAUCUGUCCUUGAGUUGGAUAGGGAGCAUGCUGGAGCUCUCAUGUUACGUGCACAGACACUUGUCACUCUGAAGGAUUACCAGUCAGCUCUAUUUGAUGUGAACAGGCUGAUUGAGAUAAAUCCGUCAUCUGAAGUAUAUCGGAACCUUCAUGCACGACUGAAGACACAGCUUGCACUAGCUCCCAUUCCAGAAUCUGAAGAGGAAUCGUUAUAUCUUGAAGAAGAUAAGCAAGAGUUGCCUCCAGAGAGAAAUGUAAAUAUCGAGAUUUGUAUUACCAAGUCUGAUAAACCUGCAACUGAAAUGAUUCUCAAAAAGAAACCUACAACAGAACUUAUUGUCGAAAAUAAACCUGCAACUGAACUGAUUCUUGAAAAGAAACCUGCAACUGAACUUAUUCUUGAAAAGAAACAUGCAACUGAACCUCCAAAGGUUGAGGUGCCUCCCAGUCUGCCUCAAAAACCACAAGGGUGGGAGACCAUCGCAAAACCAAAGGGACAUUCAGGACUUGAUUACUCAAAAUGGGACAAAGUUGAAGAUGACUCAAGUGAAGAUGAGGAUGAAGAGGAAGAAGAGCUUCCUCAGUAUAAAUUCAAAGUCAGAACUGUCGGUGUGCGGUCUGUGAAGUAAACAAGUUUACCAAUAAAAUUAUGGUCUGUGGAUAAUGUUUUGACAGCAUCACUACUAACUGAGGUCUCACUUGCUCUAUUGCUCAUUCACAUCCUGAAUUAUUGCGAUGAACAAGUGCAUACCAGUCGGUUCAUGUUUAGCCGGGAGCCCGGAACUCAGAGGAGCAUCACCGGUAACACAGAUACACAAUUCACUGGUCCCAUCUUGUGAACAGAAGUUCAGGUUUCAGGAUUUGAAACCUGGCUGGCAAAUCCCCAAGUCUGAGCUGAGCAGGUUGGAGGAAAUGAGGGAAGGAUUACAGUAGGGAACUGAUGUACAGAAAUCCUUGGAAUUUAACUAACAGUGGUCCAUCGUAGAAUCAAAAGUGUUCUCUCUUGUCGCCUGUGCGCCUACCAUGCACAUUCUUGUUCCAUAUGUACUGUAUAAUAGAGUAAAGUCCAUCACCGGUCCCUAAAUUUGUACCGUUGUGUCA
Molecule: messenger RNA, 1445 nt
Organism: Oryza sativa Japonica Group (Japanese rice)
Lineage: Eukaryota; Viridiplantae; Streptophyta; Magnoliopsida; Poales; Poaceae
Molecular function (GO): protein binding
Source: RefSeq, a predicted model, not a curated record